ACUAACCUUACCUGGCUGGAGACCUCCUCUGCCGAUCCUAGCCUACAGCCAUGUUUCACCAAUAGAUCCUAAUUCCAUUCACGUACAUGGUAUUGGGGGCUAAAAUGGUAACAUGUCUUAUAUUUCUAGAUACGAUUGAGAACAUUGAGCAAUAAAUAGCUCAUUAAGUUUCUGUAAGGCUGAUGCACCAACACUACGACAUAGAUCCAAGUUGGCUUGGGGGUCUUUCGUCUCCCCCCGAUCAACUCGCUCCUAUUUCUACAUGUAGCCUCAUAACAACUAUCUACCCACAGAGGAGAUACUAUCUCAUCGACCUAUGCGCUCUACUUACCUCUUCUCCUCCUAGGCAAUAUGUUCCUGUUUUAUGGUCUCUGUUCCCUACGCCUUAGGUACUAAAGACACACGCAGUAUCCAUCAAACAUAGAAUCUCAGACCGAUAUUCCCGAUCACGAUGAGUUAUAUUAACAGAGGGUCGAUUUCAGCUAUUGGGGUGAUCUUCCCAGCUCUUGCCAUCCUCUUUCUUGGAGUUCGAACCUACGGAUGGCGACAUCAUAGUCGCGUUUUGGCGAUUGAUGACAUCCUUGUUGUUCCGGCAGGUGCUCUGACAAUCGCUGCUGGGGUUGGGUUAGUAAUUGGAACACAGAUGCACAUAAUCGGUGGGCAUUCAGAUCUUGAUCCUGCAAGUACGGCAGAAGAAACAGCCAAACUCGGCAAGUUUGAAUACGCUUUCUGGAUGUGUCAUGUCUUAGCCAUUGGCUUCAUAAAACUGACAAUUCUAUUCCUAUUACGCGGUGUAUUUAAAGGUCGAGCAUACAGGACCGUCUUUGAUUAUGUGAACUGGAUACUCAUAACCUUGGUCACGCUGUGGACUUUGGUGUUUCUCUUCUUUGACAUAUUCGCCUGCGGGACUCACCCAUCGGCGAGUUGGGAGAGUUGGGAAUCAUUGAGAGAGUACUGCAUUGAUACUCUUGGAAUGCAGACUGGGGGUGCCGUCUUCAGUUGGGUUCUUGAUCUUGCGAUCUUCAUCGAGCCCCUCAUCAUGAUUCGGACCCUCCAUAUGAACAGUAGGCGAAAGAUCCAAACAUCUCUUGUCUUCCUGUGUAGUGGCUUUGCGGUUAUCGCAGGACUUUUAAGAAUGAUUCCCUGGAUCCAAUUACAUCGUCAGGACAUCACACACCCUACUCUGAGAUUACUUGCCACGACAUUUUUAAUUACUGACCAACAAGGCAUUAUUUCCAUUGUUCUCUUCUGGACUUACAUCGAAAUCGGCGUGGGGUUUAUUGUUUCUUGCAUUCCUCGGAUUGCUUGGAUUGGGGAUAAGAUAUCUGUUGACCCUAUCCUGUCCAAACUUCGCUCUCUCCCAUCGAGUGUUUCUUUAUUGAGGAGAGACAGGCACGCGCAUCGUAGGGUAGAGGACCUAGAACAACAAUCUCAAAGCUCCUGGGUAUCAAAGCUUUACAUUAAAACGUCAUCGGGCCAUCGCUCUGAUGACAAUGUGGAGCUAAGUUCAACGACAGAACGCGUCUGAGAUAGUUUGACUCUUGCAAGAGUAGGAAAAAGGGGCCCCUCAAAUACCAUGGCAGCCAUUUUAUUCGUGGGAGACUGGGAGUCAAAGGGUGUUUGACACUCAACGCCUUUUCCCAUAUCCACUACAUCUAGUGCCAAUAUCUGGAGUUUUAACCUAGGAUAUUGAGUACCUGGCAUUCUCUUCCAUACCUAUUUCUUAUUGUUACAUUUUUACUUAGUCGGUCUGGGUUCUUCACCUCUGGUUUCCCUAUCUCAUCGUCGAGGCUACCGCGAGUUUCUCCACUAGCUGGAAGCCUAUCUCUGUGAAGCAUCCUAGCACAACAGCCGACUACCAUAGUAAUGGCAGCACCUUAUAAUACCAAAUAUAUUUUUUCUAGCCGUAUCCAAUGUUGUAUGUAUGGCUGAGCUAAAAAUGCUUAUUGACUAUGUUCAAUUCAGUGGUAAUGCGGGUUCAAGUGAUGAUGUACUCCCCGAUAUAUUGUCAUUCGCGUUAGGUUGACUUAGAGAUGACAGCAAGGUCGACGGUGAUAUUUCAGAACGCUUGGGGGGAAAUGCUGCAAUAGGUACCUACUAUCCAUACUUCAAAGCAG
Messenger RNA from Hypoxylon fragiforme, 2117 nucleotides. RefSeq lists its product as uncharacterized. Bases 452 to 1528 code for a protein of 358 amino acids. The record is from RefSeq and is a predicted model, not a curated record. Lineage: Eukaryota; Fungi; Ascomycota; Sordariomycetes; Xylariales; Hypoxylaceae. The transcript has 8 exons.